Opisthorchis viverrini is the source of this 656-nucleotide messenger RNA. RefSeq lists its product as hypothetical. The record is from RefSeq and is a predicted model, not a curated record. Gene Ontology annotation, molecular function: zinc ion binding. Bases 190 to 471 code for a protein of 93 amino acids. The transcript is spliced from 3 exons. Lineage: Eukaryota; Metazoa; Platyhelminthes; Trematoda; Opisthorchiida; Opisthorchiidae.
UGCACACAGUGAUCGAAGUGACCUGGUGACCAGCCAACAGGCCCUUUUGGAAUUUAGCAAGAUGAGUAACAAAGGUGACGAUUUCUUCCUGAUUUUGUUAUUUCUUCGUGGUGCAUAGGAAACCUUGGGGACUUUUCACCACCUCCACCACCCUACCCUGUCGGUGAGGGCUACACCCCAGGCUCUCAGAUGCCUCAAGUUGUGGUGAAUCAACCGCAAGUCCAGCAAGUUAUUGUGACCAGUCUUGGUCCGGGGCCAACCUCGACCCACUGCCCUGGGUGUAAUCAGCAGGUCGUCACAAGAACCUCAUACGAAACUGGAGCCCUUACUUGGAUACUGUGUGUAGUCAUUUUUAUUUUCGGCGGUUUCUUUGGCUGCUGUCUCAUUCCAUUUUGUGUUGGAAGUUGUCGAGAUGUGGUUCAUCACUGCCCAUAUUGUAAGCGGUCUCUUGGGGCCUAUAAACGUCUGUAGAUAUGAACAUGAUACCGCACAAUGUUCAAAAAGAACAUGGUUUCAUUAACCUUUAUUGAUUUUUUGUCUUUACUUAUGAAACAGCGCCAUGUGCGCCAACGUCAACUCCGUUCCGCGCGUGCACUAAUUUUUCUCGCAUCUUUGGGUUGUUUUAUCUGAUUUUGAAUAAUAAUUUUUGCUUAUCA